AUGCUCACGACGAAAAGUAUGCUGCUGACAAUCAUCCACUUUAAGUGCGAGACUAGUGUUGCCCAGCGCUUUAUGCUGGCUCUGUUCGUAUACCUAAAGCCUCUGGGUGGGGAUGUCGUGACGCAGCUAUUCAACAUCUUCAGCAAAAAUGGAUUUUAA
Molecule: messenger RNA, 159 nt
Organism: Peronospora matthiolae
Lineage: Eukaryota; Oomycota; Peronosporomycetes; Peronosporales; Peronosporaceae
Source: the annotation of a GenBank genome assembly